Messenger RNA from Anopheles cruzii, 2200 nucleotides. It is a transcript of the gene SrpRalpha, whose product is annotated as signal recognition particle receptor subunit alpha homolog. The transcript is spliced from 2 exons. Bases 21 to 1937 code for a protein of 638 amino acids. The record is from RefSeq and is a predicted model, not a curated record. Gene Ontology annotation, biological process: SRP-dependent cotranslational protein targeting to membrane. Gene Ontology annotation, cellular component: endoplasmic reticulum membrane; signal recognition particle receptor complex. Lineage: Eukaryota; Metazoa; Arthropoda; Insecta; Diptera; Culicidae. Gene Ontology annotation, molecular function: ATP hydrolysis activity; GTPase activity; signal recognition particle binding.
UUAGAGUUUGUGCGUGAACGAUGUUGGACCUGUUCACGAUCUUCACCAAGGGCGGCAUCGUGCUGUGGUGCUUCCGCAGCACGAACCAACUGUUUGGCCCCUCGGUGAACGCACUGAUAAAGAGCGUUAUCCUACAGGAGCGAUCGGGAGUUUACGAUCACGAUGGGCUCUCGCUCCAAUACAGGCUGGACAACGAGUUCGAGCUGGUGUUCGUGGUGGCAUUCCAGAAGAUCUUGCAACUUGCGUACGUGGACAAGUUUUUGAGCGACGCGCAUCUCGAGUUCCGGGACAAGUACAAGAAUGAACUGUGCGUCGAUGGGCGGACGUACGGUGAGUUUGAUUUCGGGGCCGACUUUCGGCGCAUUCUCGAGCGGGCGGAAAAGUGGGGCCGCCAGCAGGCCACCGUUCCGAAGGCGAUGCGCAGCUACGAGGAUUCGGCGAAAUCGAAGAAAACGGUGGCCUCGAUGAUUGAGCGCCGGGGAGAAGAGAAACCGGCCACGGCCGGCAGCAAGAAGUCGGUGAAAAUUGUCGAAAAGAAGGGAAAGAACACCACACCCGAGCAGCAGCAGCAGCAGGAGGACGGUGAUGAUGCAGCGAGCCGUGGCGCGGGAGCGGACGAGGAUAUGAUACUGGAGAAUCGCAAAAAGUUUGCUGAAAAGAUGGCGGGCAAGGGCAAAAAGCUGGAGAAGCAAAAGUCGCCAAAAUCGCCCAAUCAGCAGACCCAGCAGAAGGCGGGCAAGCAGAUGCGGGUGUGGGAUUUGGGUGGCAACACGAAGGAUCUUCCGAAUCUCGAUCGCUCGAAGGAUCGGCCCGAGGACGUGCGCAGUGAUUUCAGUCCGAACGACCAGAUCAUUGGCAGCAUGCGCGGCGGGAUACGUGAUCUGGACGUUGAGUCCGACAGUGACGAGUACUCCGAGGAAGAGGAGGACGAUGACGCGACCGAGGAAGAGCGCAAGCAACAGCCAGCAGGCCGCGGUGGGAUGUUCGCCAUGUUCCGGGGGCUGGUGGGAGCGAAGAAUCUGUCACGGGACGAUAUGCAGCCGGCGCUCGAAAAGCUUCGCGAACACUUGAUUACGAAGAACGUGGCGACGGACAUUGCGCAGCAGCUGUGCGAAUCGGUGGCGGUGAAGCUGGAGGGCCGUGUCAUCGGUACCUUCGAUACGAUCGCGGCCACGGUGAAGACCACCUUGACGGAGGCGCUGGUGCAGAUUCUUUCGCCCAAGCGUCGUGUAGACAUUCUGCGCGAUUGUCUCGAGGCAAAACGUGCUGGGCGACCGUUCGUGAUGAGCUUUUGCGGAGUGAACGGAGUCGGCAAGUCGACGAACCUGGCAAAGAUCUGCUUCUGGUUGAUCGAAAACAACCUGAGCGUGCUGAUUGCGGCCUGCGAUACGUUUCGUGCCGGCGCCGUGGAACAGUUGCGCACUCACAUGCGCCACCUGAAUGCGCUGCAUCCUCCGGAACGUCACGCCGGUCGCAGCAUGGUGCAGCUGUAUGAGAAGGGCUACGGAAAGGAUGCCGCCGGUAUUGCGAUGGAAGCCAUACGGCACGCUAACGAAAGUGGCAUCGAUGUGGUGCUGAUCGACACGGCCGGCCGUAUGCAGGACAAUGAACCGUUAAUGCGUGCGCUGGCGAAGCUGAUCAAGGUGAACGAACCCGACCUGGUACUGUUCGUUGGCGAAGCACUCGUCGGCAACGAGGCCGUCGAUCAGCUGGUAAAGUUCAACCAAGCCCUCGCCGACUACUCGUCCAGCGAACGGCCGCACAUCAUCGAUGGCAUCGUGCUGACCAAGUUUGACACGAUCGACGACAAAGUGGGAGCGGCCAUCUCGAUGACCUACAUCACCGGGCAGCCGAUCGUUUUCGUUGGCACCGGGCAAACUUACACCGAUUUAAAGGCCCUCAACGCCAAGGCCGUUGUGCACGCGUUGAUGAAGUAAAGGUCGCAGCGGCGUGUACCGAUCCUAGUCACAGAAAGUUCACCACCAUUCACUACCACGGCCACUGCAGCGGCAGAACCAAUCAAUCAAUAGAAUUAGCGGAAUCUUCCACCACACGAAUGACCAAUGCUCUGACGAGUGUUUCCGAUCCGAAAGACAGAAGGCAGUCCGCUCGGUUGCCAGUGUUAUUGCAUUCAGAAAAAACAACAUAUGCGUACACGCACGUUGUCUACCAAGUUUUGGGCGGGGGGCUAGGGACUAAG